Molecule: messenger RNA, 1898 nt
Organism: Chroicocephalus ridibundus (black-headed gull)
Lineage: Eukaryota; Metazoa; Chordata; Aves; Charadriiformes; Laridae
Gene: WDR74
Product: WD repeat domain 74
Exons: 11
Coding region: 28-1212 (394 amino acids)
Biological process (GO): ribosomal large subunit biogenesis
Cellular component (GO): preribosome, large subunit precursor; nucleolus
Molecular function (GO): protein binding
Source: RefSeq, a predicted model, not a curated record
CUUCCGGCGACGCUGCUCCUCGCCCCCAUGAGGGUCCGGCUGGAAACCGUGUCCCACCCGGAACCGUACGCCGCGGGCUCCGGUGCCAACCCGGAACGCGGGGAAGCGUCGGACCGAGACAAGAUGGCGUCCCCCGCCCGCGGGAGCCACGUGUGGGUGGGGGCCGAGACCGGCGCGCUCAAAGGGGUGAACCUGAAGAAGAAGCAGGCGACGAACUACGCGAGCAGCUCGGGGCUGAGCCGGGGGGACGGCGUCUGCGCCAUGUGCUGGGGGGACCCCAGCGAGAGCGAGAUCCUGGUGGGCUGCCUCGAUCGCUCCGUCAAGCUCUUCAGCACCGAGAAGGGGAAAUUCACGGAGUCCCGGCUCUGCCCCGGGGGGGACGGGCCCUUCUGCGGCCUGGCCGUGAGUGGCAGCGCCGUCAUUACCUGUGUCGAGUCGGGGCUCAUCAAGGUCUGGCGUGACGAUGAGACGGAGAACGCACAGCUGGAGCUGGCGGCGGGCGCGGGGUUGUGCCGGAUGCGCCAGGACCCGACGCGGCCGCAGCGGCUCGGCACCGGCGGGAAGGAGAACAGCCUCAAGGUCUGGGACCUGCAGCGCCCGCAGGAGCCCGUUUUCCGCGCCAAGAACGUGAGGAACGACUGGCUCGACCUCCGUGUCCCCAUCUGGGACCGCGACCUCCAGUUCCUGCCCGGCUCCGAGAAGAUCGUCACCUGCACGGCCCAUCACCAGGUGCGGCUCUACGACCCCAGCUCACCCCAGCGGCGCCCGGUGCUGGAGACGACGUUCGGGGAGGCCCCGCUCACCGCCCUCGACGUCGUGCCCGGGGGGACCUCGGUGGUGGUGGGCAGCGCCCGGGGGGACGUGGCCGUCAUCGACCUGCGCCAAGGGCGGGUGCUGAAGUGCCUGAAGGGCUUCGCGGGGGGGGUGCGGGGGCUGCAGUGUCACCCCACCCUCCCCCUCGUCGCCUCCUGCGGCCUCGACCGAUUCCUCCGCGUCCACCACCUGGGGGACAAGCGCCUGCGCCACAAGGUCUAUCUGAAGUCCCGCCUGACCUGUCUCCUGCUGAGCACCCAGCGGGACUGGGAGGCAGAGGAGGAGCCGCCCCCCCCACCCGAGGUGAAGGAAGAGGAGGGGGACGCGCUGUGGGACGCCCUGGAGACCGUCCCCACCCCGGCCAAACGAGGCAAAAAACGGAAGAUUUUGGGGCCGUGAGGGGGCGGGGGGUGGUUGGGGGGUGUCCCGUCCCCCCCUGCCGCCCCCCGAGCACCCGUCCCCUUCCCCCGCUGUUUAUAAUGCACAAAAUGGGGAAAAAAAUCCCAGGAUUUUUCACACCCUGGACCAUAAAAUGUCGCUUUUGAGGUGGGGGCUGGGUGGGACCGUGGUCACUGAGGGUGUCAGAAAGGGGGUGGGUGCCUGACCCUUGACCCCUGACCCCAACCGUGACCCCAACCCUUGGCCCCUGAACCCCAAACUUGAGCCCGACCGACCCAUUGGUGCCGCCCGCUCCCGCUUCGGCUGUUUCCGGCCCCCCUCGGAAACGUUCGGGCCAGUCCUCAGCCCCGCCCACUCUCCUUCGGGUCUUUCCGGCAGCUCUCGGGUUGCCCCGCCCCUCGCCGCCCCUCGGGUGUCUCCGGCAGCGCUCGGCUAUUUCCGCCCCUCCCCUAUAGAGCCGCUCUCCACGCUCCAUUCCCCUCAUUACCACCCCACACACCCCUAGUUAACGCUAAUUAACCCCCUCCCUCUAACGAGGGCUCAUUAUCCACCACCCCCAUCUGCUCGCGGACCCACUGACAUCAGCCUCAACCCCCCCAAGGGCCAGUUUCAGCCCCUGACCCCUUCAAACUCCCCCGAAUCCCCCGCCCCCAAAAGACCCUGAAAAGCCCAAAAACACCACUCAA